Molecule: messenger RNA, 1134 nt
Organism: Histoplasma capsulatum G186AR
Lineage: Eukaryota; Fungi; Ascomycota; Eurotiomycetes; Onygenales; Ajellomycetaceae
Exons: 2
Coding region: 1-1134 (377 amino acids)
Source: RefSeq, a predicted model, not a curated record
AUGGAAACCGACGAAGAUGAAAUGCUCACUUGCGCUGUUCAAGCGAGCCUGCGGCUACAUAAAGAGCAUCAGAAAAACCUGGAAGACGCGGUUGUGUCCCAACUGGAAAAUGAGGAAAAAGCCCUUCGCGAAUCUGAGGCUGAGGCCGCCGAGGCCCAGCGCGCGAGGCAAGAUGAAGAGGACCAGCUCCGGUCGAUUCUUGAGAGAAGUGUUGCAGAUGCGGAAGAGGCUAGGAUCCGAAGGAGGAUAGCAGAGGAAGAACGAGCGAGAUUGGAUCGACUCUUUGGGUCAGGAAACAAGUUGGGUAUGGACCAAACAAGCCGAUUGCUCUCUCAUAUGAGAGCAAAUGGUGGUCGCAUGCUACAAGAUGAUAGGCCCUUGCGUGUCGAACAUGACGAGGGUGAGCUCGUACAGGGCCCUCGUGAGCCAGACUCUGUUCUUCAACCUGCAUGUUCGCGACGUCUAUCGGGCACCCCUAGCGGGCUGAGUGGGCUGGAGCUUCGAGUAGAUAGAGCUCUGAUGGAGAGAGCUCUCAACAGACCACAGCUGCCAGCGGUUGCCAUAGCUCGACGCAACACUUCUCCAGCAGCACGGCAAAUACUAUCUUCUCGCAGCACACAAUCGCCAGAACCAACACAAAGAUAUGAUCUCAACAUGAGCGAGCGUCGACCUCUCACCACUGCUGCCACUAUCCUUAGUAGCACUGAUGGCGGCGGCAGAUCGCACAGCAGAGUCAACAGAAACCCUCUCCCCUCCAUAAUGUCCUACUCCCUCGACGAAAUCCUCUCUCGCAGCCGACGUGACGCUUUCCCAACGGGCUUCUACACACCAGCCGUUGAAGAACGUAACAACGUCGAGCUCCAAGCUGCCAUAAACGAAUCCGCGGGUGGGCGGUACCGUGACGAGGAGGAGGAAGCCAUCCGGCGCAACCGCGACAUCCCAACGUACCCAGAGGCGGUGUUUAUGAAGUUCUACCCGGCACCUCGGGGCCGGAGAUAUGUGUUUCAAGGGCCCAGUUCUGUGACAUUUGAUGGGGAAGGGGGGGAGAAGGUCCAGUGGGAGAUUGUUGGAGACAUGGAUCUGGGGGAGGCGGUUGGGAUUGCUAAUAAGAAUGUAGAUAGUAAGGACUUGUGA